AGCAGGCGACGAUCCGGCCGCUUUUCGCAAAUUAAUGAUGGUGUCCACGAGGAGAGGAAUCCAGCGACUAUUUUAUUCGAAAUGUUUCAUAAAAGUGCUGGUGAUAUUAACGAUAAGUACCUUUUCUAUAUGUGUUUUUCUUCAUGGGCGAAUGGGACGAACAGAAGUAAAUGAAAUUGUCGGCGAAUUUCCUAUUGGAAUCGGUGUGGUAAAGUUUCCGCAGAGCCUAUACUAUUGUAAAAAAAAUUUUUUUUCCCGAUGGAAAUGUGUUGUUUUUGUCAUUGUUUUCUCUAGUCAAGAACUGAAUGCAUAAUGUUGUAGGGGGCUGUGCGACAAUUUUAUCCAAGGUGUUUUCAUAACUAUAUAUCACCUUAAAACUUAACGAAGACAGGCUAAUGUUCAUGAUAAACCAAGCCUGUCGUGACUUAAAUGAUUGUCAGUACUUUUAUUCAUUCGAGUCGCACGCUUUUACAGUAUAAUUCUUGCCGCGUUUAUCGAAGUCAUCUAUGCAUUGGCUAACGAAGCUGUAAGCUGUAAGUCGAAACUAAAUUUUUGUUUCCUGCCAACGCUUUCCCUUCCUUUGAUAAUUAGCUCUCUAGUAUUCUAACGUGCAACAGACAAAACAUUGCAACGAAAAGUUGUGUAUCAAGAUUGUGGGUAAUUCAUUUGACAAUUAUUAACUUUGGCUAAAUGUUUGGUAGUUAGGCUUCCUCUAAUCCGAUUACAUGCAUUUUUCUACUAAAAGGUUCUUUCAAACCUCUUGGGAGUCUCAAUCGUUCCUUUCGAAAUGUUAAGCGAUUCACGAAAUAUCCGAACUUGAUUGCAACAUAAAAUCGCAAUGUUUUUGCUUCUGCCCGGCGAGAUAUAUUAAUUAAGUGAAUAUUCCUGCAGAAUAUUCGAGUGAUUGGUGCUUGUCUCGAAAUGCUAAGAAACUUAAGACCAAUUGAAUUAUUCCACUUUGGAACGAAUUUUCUAAGCUUGUGUUUACUCAGAGAUCGCUUGGUUAUCGGCGUAUUUAGAUCAGAUGAUCGGGCACGAUCUCGAGUAGGCUUAAAAUACAAAACAGUCAGAAAUAUUCUGUAAAUGCUUAUACAAAACCUCACGCAAACCCAACGAGAGAGUUCAGAUCAGUGAUUGCUUAGAAAGGUAAAGUUUCCGCACAGCCCCAUACUAUUGUAAAACAAAUCUGUUUUCCCAACGGAAAUGUAUUGUUUUUGUCAUUGUUUCCUCUGUUCAAGAACUGAAUGCAUAAUGUAGGAUGGGGCUGUGCGGGAAUUUUACCCUACUAUCAAGAAGUGUGAUAGAACCUAUAAUUGGAAAUUCUGUGAACAUUUUUUAACUAGCGGGAAUUCAACCAAGGCCCAGCUCGGCUGUCGGGUUUCCAUUUUGUCACAUUUGUUUUGUAUUUGUCUGACUAGUCCGCAAUCUUGCACCUCUCUAAUACUGUUUAUUAUAGUAGUAUCAUACGUUUUAAGUUUGAACAUCUCUUCCACACUUGAAUGUAGAGAAACUCACGAGUCAAAAGCAAAUCAAGCCAUAGCAGCAAGUACCUGGAAAAAAAUGAGAAAAAAAAAUAAGAAAUAAGAAAUCAUUUGUGCCCCAGUGGUCAAGUCCUAAGAAGCUCACUGGUGAAUAAACUUGGACGAUAUCCAUCCCAACAGAGGCACAUGACGAUAGGUAUGACUUCAAUAAGCAGACCCAACGGGGCAAACUAUCUCUUAAAAACGAUCCAAAGUUUAUUGGACAAAAUGAAUGACGCUGACAAAAAGAGAACAUUCAUAGUUGUAUUCCUCGCAGACUUUGACAAAGUUUUAAAAGCGAAUGCAGCUUUAGAUCUUUUAAAGUUCUUCUGGAAAGAAAUUGAGGAAGAUCUACUACAUGUAAUUGAAACAUCACCUCAAUUUUAUCCUGAUUUGUCUAAUCUUAAGCUGAAAUAUGGUGACUCGCAGGAUAGGAGGAGAUGGCGUUCGAAGCAGAAUUUAGACUUUGCCUUUCUGAUGUGUUAUAGUAGAAAUCUUUCUACGUAUUACCUCCACAUUGAGGAUGAUGUUAAUGCAUCUCCAAGUUUAAUUCCAAAGAUGGACGAGUUUAUCUCUUCCCAAAAGGGAUACUGGCCAAUGCUUGACAUCUCCGCUAUGGGUCAUGUCGCAAAAGUUUAUCAGGCCAAAGAUCUCGAGAAUGUUGCAUCGUAUUUUUAUCUAAUGUAUGACGAAAUGCCCGUGGAUUGGUUAAUAUGGUAUUGGCGAAUGAUAAAACGAACUGGUAAUGUACACUUGGUAGUUCCUGCAGCUUCUCUCUUUCAACACAAAGGUCUUCGAUCCUCUCUGAAAGAAAAGGAGUGGAUGAGAAAUGCUUCUUAUGAUAGAUACUUUGACCUUUAUGAUCAUAAAUACAACGGAUUAAACCCAGCAGCGGAAGUUUCCUCGUCGAUAGCAUCAAAUCUGGGGAGCCCUCAAGAUGCUUACAGAGGUGGUUCUGGAUACUUUUGGGGAAAGACUGUUCAUACUAAUGACCACGUGACUGUGAAGUUUGAUCAAGCUGUUAAUGUAGAGAAAGUGUUUGUAGACACUGGUUCUAAUUUAGCUGUGAAUGACUGGUUAAAGUUUGGUGUCCUUCAAGCAAAUUUUGAAUCUGAGAAACCCAGAAGUACCUGGUCAUGGCCUGGUACUAAUGCAGAAUCCUGUGGAGACUUUGUAACAGUUGGAUCAUUUGUAGAAGGCAAAGCAAACUUUACUUUGACAGAUUCACCAAAGAUGAAGUGUUUACGGAUUGUAGUCACACAGAGUCAAGAUGAAUGGCUCUUUUUAAGGGAGAUAGACGUUUGGGAGAAGACGUGAUAAGAGUAUCUGAAUUGCCACUCUCUAGUCGAAUUGUGUAGUGUAAUUAAAAAAAUUAAAGGGCACUUAGAUUCAUUAGA
Molecule: messenger RNA, 2917 nt
Organism: Pocillopora damicornis (cauliflower coral)
Lineage: Eukaryota; Metazoa; Cnidaria; Anthozoa; Scleractinia; Pocilloporidae
Product: alpha-1,6-mannosyl-glycoprotein 4-beta-N-acetylglucosaminyltransferase
Biological process (GO): protein N-linked glycosylation
Molecular function (GO): acetylglucosaminyltransferase activity
Source: RefSeq, a predicted model, not a curated record